GAGAACCUUCAUCGGGCGGCGUACGAGGCUUCACUGAUUGAACGAUUGGCUUUCACGGCACUAACGAUCAGACACGGACAUGGUAUAUCGUCUUGCAAGACUGUUGAAAGAAGAAGCUGGGCUGGACCUGGCAGACAAGCAUUUUGGGAAGGGCGGGUCUUUCAAGCGGCCUUCCCAAAUGAUGACUGGCGUUCAACUCGGUCUGUAUCGUUGUCAGUCGUUGCGUCGCUCUCUGAGCCCUGAGCCCUGUUUGUUGAUUCACGUGCUGAAAAUGUUGCUACAACCUCAAGGCUUCUUUCUCGUUCAGGCAUUGACUGCCGUGCAGCAUAGUCCCGUGAAUGGCUUACUCGCUGCUCUUGGCUUCCACCAACCCUGUUCGGACUAGAACAAGCUCCUGAGACAACGUUGGGCAGCGGGAAUCAAUGGCUGAGCGACGGUCACAGGGAAGGAAGGAAUAUCGAGACUUACGGUGGCUAUGAUUUCAGAGAGAUCCGGGUCUAAUACGGGACUGAAGUCGCUCUGACCCUCGCUCUUAAAAUUACUCUCUUUUGGUGUCGGCGCAACUUGAGCGGUUCCUACAGGAUCGCUACUCCAGCCUAUAAUGUCGCAGAACAUUUGUCCUUUUUUGUGGUGCAACUUCUCUUCCUCUAUUCUGUCGAAUAUGUUGAGGAAUCACGGAAAUGGACGCACUGUCUGUUUAAAGUGAGAAAAUUAAAAUGUUUCAACCAUUCGAGAUUCGCUAGCUCGUCGGUCGCACAGAACUGCUCACGCAUGGCUCUUUGGGGUGGCCGAAACCAUACUCAAAGAGCUGAUUUGCGGAGCUUCACAGGCUGAGGGCGGGCGUUGCAACUUCCGACUGUCUCGAGAUCGCAUUUCUGUUUUCAAGUCCCGCCCGAAGGAUUGGAUUUUAGCGAUUUGGAUGUGAUAAUAAAUCUAUCGGAAGUUCAACAGCCCGUCCUCUGUCGAUGCCAUCGUUUCCGGAAAAGAAAACGAGCUCUUGGAUCGUUAUCUGCAGGUUGCUGAAGGGAUGAAAUUAUAUUCCCCUGAAGACGUUUGCUGGUCACGGUUCGGCGGAAGGAGGCUGGAGAUCGAACUAUCAGCUAACAUGAGCGAUCUGCUGCACAGGAAGAGCGGAGAAUGUAGCUGCAGGCAACAAGAAGAAAUUGGAGAAGUUCGUCGGAAAGAACCGUAAUUUGCAAGCAGGCUAUCCUUGGGUCUCGGUCAGCCGCGUUUUAUCUCCUCCAUAGACCUCAGGCAAGUCUUCAUCAAAGGAUCAAGAGAAUCUAUACAGGGGUGCCAUAACUCUAUCUAGUCUGGUUCAUAGUAUGGCCGGCUGUCAAAUCUAGCUACGCAUAUAUCUCGAUAUAUAUUCAGCGUACCCUUCAAGUCUUACCGUUUAAACAGGCAGUAAUCGCAGCAGGAGCCUGCAAAUUCUUAUCUUCCUUGAUGAAUCCAUCACACGUAUCUACGACCAUCUUCGUAAGUUUUGCCGUUGUCGUCGGUUGCGUAUGCAUUUUCAUCGUCAUAAGAGGAAUUUUUCCUCUGCCGGACUACAGCUCUCAGUCUGAAUCCGGAGGAGCCAUUCCUCAACCAAGUGAGCAUAAUACUGGAGAUCUUGAAGAAGAAAGUGUAGGAGGGGCUGAUGAUGGUGCUCAUGGAGAAGCAGGAGCUGAUUCCGGUGGUACCCUUCGAGGAGAUGGAGGGGGAGUAGUAGGAGAUGGCUCUGGUGGUGGUGGUGCUGCUGCUGUCAAUUCAUGAAUUGAAGACAUAACGCAUUUAGAGUUUCCAACAUUGUGUAUCUUGCAUUGAGAACUGGAACCUGUACAAGAUGCUUUAUUAUAGGGAGAGGUAUACGAUGAGAGCACAAGUCCCGAUGCUGACAACUCAAAACGGACUCCACACCAGCAGUCCCACCGAUUAUAGAAGACCUCAAUGUUGUGUAUAUGAAGGGCAGCAGUCCCUUUCCCUUAAAGCUCCCACUUUCCACAAUGAUGAAGUACCUAGACUCUUGAUAGUUGAUGUACCUAGACACUUUAACUACCUCCAUGUCUCCAUUGUUCAUCAACAUUUGGGAACAAGUUGAAGCAGCUUUGCC
Molecule: messenger RNA, 2095 nt
Organism: Marchantia polymorpha subsp. ruderalis
Lineage: Eukaryota; Viridiplantae; Streptophyta; Marchantiopsida; Marchantiales; Marchantiaceae
Source: the annotation of a GenBank genome assembly